UCUUUGAAUAUCUUUUCGGAAGCUGGAUAUGAUGGCCGUCUUGCCUGGUUUUCGGGUGGGAAAGCGCGGCUGUUUCGUUAUGGAGCAGUUCUCCUGGUCGCCGUGUUCAGUCGACGAUCAUGGGAAAGAAAACAUCGGCUUCUCUGAUCCACAUUAUUCAUCUCGCUUGACGAUUGAAUGGCUUGCUGAUUGCUUCGCAGGUUUGUAUCUUAUUUGAUUACAGUUCAUCGUUAGAAUAGCGCCAUAAUGAAACCUUCGUAUCCACCCUGUCCGUUGCGGCUGAGGCGGACAUUAGCCUAAGUCGUUGCCGUCUGUAAUCUGAUGGUAUGGCUCCGUACUUAAGGAAGUUCGCAAAGCAGAAGCGGGGCAAGAGUUCUUUCUCUUCUGUCUUCCUCGUCUUCAAUAUGCAACCACCCAAUAUUCCUGUCGAGUCUAAUCAGAUUGUCGGCUCCCUCCUGAUUGGCGUAUUUUUCAAUCUCAUUCUCAUGGGAGCCGCUUUAGUGCAAGGAGCUGUCUACUUUCGUUGGUGCGGAAAAGACUUCUGGUUAAUCAAGCUUCUCGUUACUCUCGUUUUGAUUCUAGAAGUCGCACACUCGAUAUGCUCCUUUCUGUCGGUAUACUAUUUUACUGUAAUCAUUGUAGAUAUUGCGGACCCUCGCAAGCCAAGAAGUUCGUAUUUCCUGGCUUCGGUAGCCAUCCUCGAGCCUCUGUCUACGGCGUUAGUGCAGGGGUUGUUCUGCACCCGUAUCUACCGCCUCUCAGGCAACAUAUAUACCAGUGGCUUGACCAGCCUGCUCUCUGCCUUUCGUGUGAGCGCAGGAUUGUUCUUGGGUUACCAAGCAGUUCGCGACGUGCCUAUGGAACCUGCGUUCAUGGUGUUCCAACACAAGUGGGACUCGCUUCUUACCACCGCCUUCGCCGUAGGCGCCCUAGCCGAUCUGACCAUCGCUUGCACGCUGUGCUAUCACGUCAGCAAGCUUGCUUCUCCCUUGGUCAUGGAAACGUCCGGAGGAGUGUUGAAUGGGAUAUUCUUGCGUUCGCUGCAGACGGGGUUGAUUACCAGCUUGGCCUCGGUUACGGUCUUGAUCUGUUUUCAGACGAUGGAGGAUACCUUUGCAUGGAUCGGGGUGUAUAUUUUCCUAGCUAAACUGUACUCCAACGCAAUGCUUUCAUCCUUAAAUGCACGAUAUUCAUAUCGCCGGAUGAUGAACGCUAAGCGCCUCGAUGCCGAUUCUCUAACCAGUUUAUACUCCAAGGAACGCGGGAGACAGUGGAAACUUAGAAGGAAUACAUAUCCAGGAGUCAUUGAGCUAGUAUAAUUAUUUUAGAUCUCAUUAUACCCCCAAGAAGACCUGUAACCAGUAAAAUUGUGUCGUUGAGUAUCUUGUUGGACCUAUAUGCCACAACAACUGCCAACACGAUCGAUGCCACAAAAAAAUGUUACUAAUCCA
This is a messenger RNA of Guyanagaster necrorhizus, 1451 nucleotides long. RefSeq lists its product as uncharacterized. Lineage: Eukaryota; Fungi; Basidiomycota; Agaricomycetes; Agaricales; Physalacriaceae. The transcript is spliced from 12 exons. The record is from RefSeq and is a predicted model, not a curated record. Bases 327 to 1319 code for a protein of 330 amino acids.